Penicillium pulvis is the source of this 1047-nucleotide messenger RNA. RefSeq lists its product as uncharacterized. The record is from RefSeq and is a predicted model, not a curated record. NCBI's taxonomy places the organism in Eukaryota, Fungi, Ascomycota, Eurotiomycetes, Eurotiales, Aspergillaceae. The transcript is spliced from 5 exons. Bases 1 to 1047 code for a protein of 348 amino acids.
AUGACCACCGAGUUCCUCUCCCAGAGCCAACAGGGCCAGACCCUAGGCGCCAUUAUCCCCUUUGCCAUCCUGUCGAUCAUCGCCGUAGUUCUCCGUUUGCUGGCCAAAUCCAUGAUCCACCUGCGAUAUGGCGUCGAUGACUAUUUAAUCAUCCUAGGCCUAUGUUGCUCGCUAGGAUGCUUCAGUAUUUCCACUAUCAUGGUACGACUGGGGUCAGGCCUCCACCUGGAAGUCGUGCCCACGGCCAACAUCCCCAAAUAUCUCAAAUGCAUGUAUGCGUACCAGCUCAUUUACACCGCCACCAUUCUCUUCGUCAAAAUGUCAAUCCUCACCUACUACGUCCGCAUUUUCCAAAUUCGACCGUUUCGCAUAGCCGUAUAUGCCGUCGGUAGCCUGGUCCUUGUAUGGGCCAUUACCGUUUGGUUUAUCUCCAUUUUCUCCUGUCGACCCAUCAACGGCUUCUGGGACACAUCCGUGACGUCCAGCUGCGUCAGCAGCAAGGAAUUCUACGUUGGCAACGCGGUCCCUAACAUUUGCACCGACGUGAUGAUCUUGAUCCUGCCCUUGCGCAUGGUCUGGGCGCUCCAAACCACGCGCAUGCAAAAGGUCACCCUAUCGGGCAUCUUUCUACUGGGUGGCUUUGUGGUGGUAUGCAGUUGUGUUCGACUAGGGACGCAGUUCAGAGUCGAUGAUCCAGAUUUUACCUGGGCCAUGAAUGGCACCGUGAUUUGGACCUCACUCGAGGUUUCUUUCGGCGUCAUCUCCGCCUGCCUGCCCACAAUGCGUCCCGUGGUCCGCUGGGCUAUGCGGAAGUUCAACAUCUCGACGAAUGACACGAGCAAAUCCUCACAGCGCUGCUUUACCUCGAGUCACGCCAGCACACGCGGGUUCGAGACUCUGUCGGGCUCUGGGGGCGACCACCAUGCGCACCGAUUGCAGACCACGGCGACACGCAGUAACAGUCGUACGGAGAGCAAUCGCGAAGAGCUGUUGCUAGGCCAGAUUCAAAUAAAGAAUGAAGUCCGAUUGGAGGCAGAGUCGGUUUAG